AUGAUAACAGACGCUCAACUGUACAGCCUCGCCAUCUUCCUCGGUAGCGCGGCGAUGCUGCUGAUUGUACUCUACCAUUUCCUCGAGGUCAAUGCACAGGACGACGAGAAGUUGGACGGGGAGCUGAGGAAUGAGAAGGCGGGCGUAGGGGCUGUCAAGCCCGCGGGUCUGGGCGAGGAGACUCGGUGA
Messenger RNA from Cladophialophora psammophila CBS 110553, 189 nucleotides. RefSeq lists its product as uncharacterized. NCBI's taxonomy places the organism in Eukaryota, Fungi, Ascomycota, Eurotiomycetes, Chaetothyriales, Herpotrichiellaceae. Bases 1 to 189 code for a protein of 62 amino acids. The record is from RefSeq and is a predicted model, not a curated record. The transcript has a single exon. Gene Ontology annotation, cellular component: oligosaccharyltransferase complex.